CCAAAAUUAAAAUUGACGCAUGAUAGUAGUGGUGCAUUCCAUAUCGUGUGGUGAUUCGUCAUUCGUCCAAAGAGCAAGCACUAGUCUGGAGUAUCCUUAUGUAUCUACGAAUAUUUUGCCUUUUCCGUUUCGUCCUUGUGUCUAACCAAAUUGAUUGUUGAUAUUAUGGUAAAACCAGUUUCGUUAGUAACCAAUUGUUAAACGCGUUAACAUGCUUCGUGGCCAGUGCGUCCGAUUAGCGCCUGCAAAGAUACGGAAGUUUCCAUUGCUGUGAAGAAAGUGUGUGAAGAAGAAGAACGAAAGGGCCACUCCUGUUUCAUUGUGUCUCGCUGAUGUCGGAAGUUUUUGAGUGGUUCGCUUUACACUAAUUUCGUGCGAAAGUCGUUAGGUGCUAACCGGAUUUUUUCAUUCGCAAAACAUUAAAGAACAGUCAGUGAUAUUAGGAUCGCAGAUCCACUCGCUACUUCACAACAAUGAUGAAAAGCUUAUUCGGCAGGAAAACUGCCAAAGAUAAUGACCGGAACAAAAUAUCGGAGAUUGGGUUGCCCACCAAUGUGGUGCAUGGACUUCAUGUCAGCAAGAAUAAACUUACCGGUGAUUUGGAAGGGCUGCCGAAAGCAUGGAUCAGGAUCAUGGAUGCAUCCAUCACACAUGAUGAACAGAGUAAAAAUCCUGAGGCGGCAUACCAGGCAGUUAAAUUUUACAACUACUCCAUCAAGAAGAAAGAACAGGCAGAACCAUUCAAGCCAUUUAUCACUGAGGAUGCCAUCCAUGAAGAAACUGAAUCAAUCAACCAGUUUCUGGAUAUGAAAAAUGCUCACAAAAGCGAGGAUUCAAUCGAAAGUAGUGAAGAAAAUUUUACAGAAGUUAGUACGCCACCACCUCCAUUGCCCAAGAAGGCAAUGACCCUACCACCGAAGCCACAGGUUAUGCCCAAGCCCACAAACUAUCCAAGGCUCUCCAAGGGAAUUCAAAACCUUAACCUGAUGGAAAGUGGAAACAAAGAGACUAUGAUUAUACAUAGUAAUAACACGGCAUUGGAUAAUCAUAAAAGCGCCUACGAGUUGGUCAAUAAAGUCGACUUGGACGCUGAGAACGAACUUAUAUUGCGGCCAAAGGAACAGAAUGCCCGUAUGCCCAAAACAGAUAUGCAAGUUUACAAAGAGCUGAAACGGAUUUGCAACAUGAAUGACCCUCUGCAACGGUACGAGAAAACUGUUGAAGUAGGUAAAGGUGCAUCCGGAGUAGUAUUUAUAGCGCUUGAUCGUCAAACGUCUCAAAAAGUCGCGAUCAAGACUAUAGAUAUGAAAAACCAAUCGUCCAAAGAAUCCAUCCUCAAUGAAAUCAAUGUACUGAAGGAUUUCAAUCAUAGAAAUUUAGUAAACUUUCUCGAGGCUUACUACCUUGAAGCAGAAGAUCAUCUGUGGGUCAUUCUGGAAUAUAUGGACGGCGGACCGUUGACGGAUGUGGUGACAGAGACAGUGAUGAAGGAUCGUCAGAUUGCAGCAGUUUGUCGUGAGGUUCUGCAAGCGGUCAGUUUUCUUCAUUCGAAAGGAAUCAUCCAUAGAGAUAUCAAAUCAGACAACGUGCUCCUCGCGCUGGACGGCUCAGUCAAAGUUACUGAUUUUGGAUUUUGUGCCAACAUAGAAGGGGACGAGAAGCGUCAAACUAUGGUGGGUACUCCUUAUUGGAUGGCACCGGAAGUUGUAACACGCAAGCAAUAUGGGAAAAAGGUUGAUAUUUGGUCACUGGGAAUAAUGGCCAUAGAAAUGAUUGAAGGGCAACCGCCAUACCUAAACCAAGCUCCUCUGCGAGCGCUUUAUCUGAUUGCCGCCAAUGGGAGACCCGACGUCAAGAGUUGGGAUAAAUUGUCAGACAAUCUGAAGGAUUUCCUCGAUUGCUGCCUGCAGGUGGAAGUGGAUCAGCGAGCAUCCGCGGACGAACUGCUACAACAUCCGUUCCUGCAGGACUGCAUGGAGCUGCGAACCUUGACACCAUUGAUCAAAGCUGCCCGACGUUUACUGAAACGGGACAACUAUAGUUAGGUCGUGCAAUGAAGAGAAAAAAAAGAUGAUACAUGUGCCGAUAUGGCUGUGAAAUAAAGUGCCUUAAAUUUACUACCGAACUUCAUUUUCAAUGAAGGAAGAAACGAAAGUCGUGUGUGAAGUGUGAACAAAAGAUAAGGUUUCGACACUUUUCUUAUGAUAAGAGCCCGUGUUUCAAAGGCAAGACAAGUAAGAUUACAAGAAUGGAAAAAAUGAAAACUGAUUGGAAAUGUAUUUUAACAUGUCAUACUUUAUAGAAUAUGUCAUAUCGUCCAGUAUGUUCAAGAGUGUGUUGUGUGUUGGAAGAAAUUUUGAAGAUAAGAACAUGUAAAUGUGUAGCGAAGUCGAAGUGCAAGAAAAAGAAAUGACUGUAGUAUAUAACUAAAAUAAUGCGAACCGCAACCGUCUUUGACAUUCCCGAAUUCACCGGAUUGUAUGCCAUUGCAAAAAAAAAACUCAAAUCAAUUACUAGAACUAAGGCCAAAAAAAAAAUAGAGUAAGGUGGGCAAAAGUUCGUUUUGAGGUUUCGAAGCCCGCACAAAAUAAAACUCAAUGUUUUAGCACUUGUUUGAAAGGUCUUUUGGAGCCAGAUUUUCCUCUAAAAAAUCACAAAAAAUGGUCUUAUUUUCAAAGAAUUAUAGGUAAAAGUUUGUGAGCCAUUGCCAUAUUGCUGAAUCGUUUUGAACACUUUCGGAAAAAAAUCAUUAUAGCUACGAAUUA
Molecule: messenger RNA, 2765 nt
Organism: Ochlerotatus camptorhynchus
Lineage: Eukaryota; Metazoa; Arthropoda; Insecta; Diptera; Culicidae
Product: serine/threonine-protein kinase PAK 1-like
Exons: 1
Coding region: 474-2045 (523 amino acids)
Biological process (GO): intracellular signal transduction; regulation of axonogenesis; protein phosphorylation
Cellular component (GO): cytoplasm
Molecular function (GO): protein serine/threonine kinase activity; ATP binding
Source: RefSeq, a predicted model, not a curated record